CAACUCACUUCUCUCUCUACAUUCUAUUUCUCUAUUCUCUCUAAUAUAUAUUCAAUCCAGCAGAAAGAAAAAAAAAAAAAAAAAAACUCUACUUUUUUCUUUUUUUAACAUAAAAAAAAAAGAAAAAUGGAGGAAGUUUCAUCAUUAAAAAGACAAAGAGAUGAAAUUUCUCAAGUAAAUACUACUACUAUUAUAGAAGAAGAUGUCUUUAAACGCCAAAAGUCAUACAAAGACAUAAUUACCCUUCUUGAAGAAGAGGAAGAUUAUCCAAACGAGGACUUAUCUUCCUUAAUCUCCACUCUCCAAGAAGAGAUCUCCUCCUCAUCAUCACCCUCUUCCUCCGAGCCCGACCCGGCCCGAAACCCAGGCCCGGAAGACGGAUCAGGGUUGGAGGAGGAGGAGAGAGAGAAGGUGAUGAGGCAUCUUCUAGAAGCUUCGGAUGAUGAGCUGGGUUUACCCAGUAGUAUUAACAGUGAAGCGAGUAAUAAUACAACGGAUAUAUUUUCUGAUGAAGUUGUAGGAGGAGGAGGACACGUGGACGGUGGAGAUUUCUUGUUUCCGUUAGGUGGUGAAGGACUAUGGGAGUUUGAAGAUCAUGAAGCUGCUAAUUAUUACAGCUUGUUGCAAUCUUCUGAGAUAUUUAUUUAAUUUAGUGGUUGGUCCUUAAAAGAGAAAAAGAGUUUCCCUCAAUUUGCAAAGAAGUCCUUUUUAUUGAGGGGUUAGGUGGUAAAAAAAAGAAAUUAUGUUAGGGGUUGGAAGGGGAAAGAAAAAGAGAAAAGAAAAAGAAGAAAUGGAGAAAAAUGAAAAAGCUGAUUUUGGGUGGUUUUUUUCAUUUUGGUCCCUCUUUUAUCUCUUUUUUGUAAAUUGUUAUACUACCCCUCUUUUGUUUGGUAGAUUUCGAAAGAGUAGGAUGACUAAAUUUAGUUGACUUGUUUAUUAUGGCUCCUAAUAUAUUCUUUUGUUACCUUCACACAA
This is a messenger RNA of Beta vulgaris subsp. vulgaris (sugar beet), 975 nucleotides long. RefSeq lists its product as hypothetical. The transcript has a single exon. The record is from RefSeq and is a predicted model, not a curated record. Lineage: Eukaryota; Viridiplantae; Streptophyta; Magnoliopsida; Caryophyllales; Amaranthaceae. The coding region runs from base 127 to 648 and encodes 173 amino acids.